GCUAUUUUUCAGUUUGUAACUUUUUCAUAGGAACUGCUGCCAUGUCCUACCAACCACUUAACUGCCUGACUGAAAAGGGGGACAGCCCCAAUGAAGCCACAGGAAAUGGACCCCCCAAUCUGCCUCACCCAAACCUGAACAUGUUUACUCCAGAGGAGCUGCUGCAGCAAAUGAAAGAACUCCUGACUGAGAACCAUCAGCUGAAAGAAGCCAUGAAGCUAAAUAACCAAGCAAUGAAAGGGCGAUUUCAGGAGCUCUCAGCCUGGACAGAGAAACAGAAGGAGGAACGCCAUUUUUUUGAGAUCCAGAGCAAAGAAGCCAAAGAGCGUCUAAUGGCUGUGAGUCAUGAAAAUGAAAAAUUAAAGGAAGAACUUGGAAAACUAAAAGGGAAAACAGAAAGGUCAUUAGAGGAACCCACUGGGGACCCCCAGGUCCCCGAGGCAGAAGCAGAACAGGAAAUGGGACAACUGAAGACCCAAGUGUCACGACUUCAAGCUGAAAAGGCAGAUCUGCUGGGCAUUGUGUCUGAAUUACAACUCAAGCUGAGCUCCGGAGGCCCCUCCGAAGACUCCUUUGUUGAAAUAAGGAUGGCUGAAGGAGAAGCAGAUGUGGCAGUGAAAGAAAUCAAGACGAGUCUUGGGCCCACGAGAAUUGACUCCAUUGACACGAGCAGAUCUCCAGAAGGUGCCAGGAGUUGUUUGGAAUCUGAGGAAUUAACUGUGCGCCAGCUCCUGCUUUGCUUGAGGGAAGGGACCCAGAAGGUGGAAAGGCUUGAAAAGGCACUGAAAGAAGCCAAAGGAAGAAUUUCAGAUUUUGAAAAGAAAGCCAAUGAUCGUUCGGAUAUGGAGACCCAGACAGAGGGGAACACAGAAAAAGAGGAAGAAGAGAAGAAAGACACAGAAACUGUUGGAAGUGAAGUGGAAGCCUUGAACCUUCAGGUGACAGCUCUGUUUAAGGAGCUUCAGGAGGCUCAUAUGAAACUCAGUGAAGCUGAGCUAAUGAAGAAGAGACUUCAAGAAAAAUGUCAGGCCCUUGAAAGGAAAAAUUCUGCAACCCCAUCAGAGCUGAAUGAAAAGCAAGAGCUUGUUUAUAAUAACAAAAAGUUAGAGCUACAAGUGGAAAGCAUGCGAUCAGAUAUCAAAAUGGAGCAAGCAAAAACAGAAGAGGAAAAGUCCAAAUUAGCCACUCUACAGUUGACACACAACAAACUUCUUCAAGAAUUCAGUAAUGCAUUGAAAACAGUUGAAGAAUUAAAACGGAAAGAGUCAGAAAAAGUGGAUAAGGUGGUGCUGCAGCAGCUAAAUGAAAAACUGGAACUGGCAGAGAAGGCGCUGGCUUCCAAGCAGCUUCAAAUGGAUGAGAUGAAGCAGACCAUCGCCAAGCAGGAGGAGGACCUGGAAACCAUGACAGUUCUUAGGGCGCAGAUGGAGGUUUACUGCUCGGACUUUCAUGCUGAAAGAGCAGCAAGAGAGAAGAUUCAUGAAGAAAAGGAGCAACUGGCAUUGCAGCUGGCAAUUUUGCUGAAAGACAAUAAUGUUUUUGAAGAUGGAGGCAGCAGGGAGUCCUUGAUGGAAAUGCAGAGCCGUCAUGGAGCCAGAACCAAUGACCCUGACCAACAGGACUACCUCGUUCAAAGAGGAGCUGAUGGUAGUAACUGGCAGCAACAGCAGCAGCAAAAUAGACCAGUUCAUUCUUGCCCCAAAUGUGGAGAAGUCCUGCCUGACAUAGAUACAUUACAAAUUCAUGUCAUGGACUGCAUCAUCUAAGUGUUGACAUUUCGCCUCCCCCAAACUGCUGGUAAAUGUCAGAUUUCUUUCCUCCAAGAGUUCUACUUUUGUGUUAUUUGUUUUCACUCAAAUAUUUUGGCUCAUUAUGUUUGUUUUAGGAGAAAGAAAACCAGUAUGUUCCAUAUAGGACAUAUUUUUGUGUGGAUUUCCAUAAAAUCGCAAAAUAGAAUUCUUAACAUACCAUUCUUCUGAUAAUAGAAUCAUUUCUUUAAAUGUUCAGUUUAGGUGAGCAUUGAACUAUUUGUUCAUGCAGUUAAUGAGGGUAUGACAUCAUGGGACAUAAUAAAUGUAAUUAUAUGGAAGAAGUAUUACUGGUAAACUUUACCUUUUAAAUAGGCAGGAAAAAUGAAGUGGUCACAGAUUUCUUCAAGAAAAAGAUCUCUGAAGUAUUUGUGAAAUAAAUUAUAUUAUUAUUUUUCUUCCUCCACUUAAGACAAACCUAUUUGGGUUAUGUAUAUAUGUGUAUGUUGUAGUUCUACUGCAGCCACAGUUGUACCAAAGUUAUAAUGUGGCUUUUUUCAUAUGAGCACUCUGAGCUUUUACUUGGCCAUCAGGACAAAGGGAAAAAUUUUGGCCUAGAUGAAGUGGAUACAUUAGGGUCACUGGAUUUGAUAUAACCACAGUGCAAAUAAGUCAUCUUUAUUCUUUCAUUGUGCUGCAGGUAUGUGGGCUUGUACAGUAGAAAAUUUAUUCAUUUCUAAAAAGAACCACUAUUUAUUCAUUCUCUUCCUAGAUUAGGCUAUAUAAUCACAACCAUAAAAAAGUUAUUGCAAAAUAAAAUUUUGCUUAUGACUCUUUCACAUUGUCAUAUGUGAUUAGCUAAUUUCAUAGGAUGCAUUUUCUGGAUUCAGCUUCAUAUAAGCUUAUUGCUUGAUUCAGAUCUGUUCUGUUAAUUCUAUAAAUAUGAGCAAAUCCCUUUACUAGAGACCAGUAUGUGUUGUUUGAAUUAGAAAGUGUUCUAGCUAAGGAGGUGAAAACAUAGGGAUGUGCCAUAUUUUGUGAACCUACAGUUAUUAGCUAAUACUGGGCCUGCCAUAAAAGUAAACAAUAACCUAUGUAUCUAGAGCCUAUAACAUUUAACAGAAAAUGAAAAUAUCUUCUGUUUGGCUUUGUCAUAAGAAUCUCUCCUAGACAAACUUGAUUUAACACACUCAUAUACACACACAUAUGGAAUCAAACAGGAAAUCAAAGAGAAAUGAAAUCAAAAUAGUUCAUUAUGCCUUCAUGCCAAGAGAACACACUGUACAAAUUCAAUAGCAACUUAGAUUAAAAGAUUUUCCCACUUCAGCCCAGGGAGAAUGUUUGCUUAAAAACAUUUCUAAAAUUAAUUAUGAAAAUUUUACUUUUAAUUUCUUGCUUAAGGCUUCUAGUUUAAUUUUUCUCUACUACUUUAUACCAGGGAAAAUAGAUUUCUAUAUUAUCUAAAAUAGAAAAGCAAACCAAAUGGUUUUACAUUUAAGUUUUGGGGGAUAUUCUUUUACUUUGUUCAAGUAAAAAUAUUAAGUAGGUCACAACUCUGAGAUACCUAGAAAUCCUCCAAACACCUGGAGAUUAAAUAACACACUUGUAUGUAGUACAUGGGUUGAGAAAGUCUCAAGAGAAAUUUUAACAAAUAAAAUGAAAAUAUAACAUCAAUAUUUCGGGAAUGAAGCAAAAGCAAUGCUUAGCAGGAAACCUAUAGCAUUGAAUGCCUAUAUAGAAAAGAAGAAAGAUCUAAAAUCAAUAAUCUAAGCUUCCACUUUAAGUAACUAAAAAAAGAAUGGUAAAUUAACCCCCCCAAACAGCAGAAGAAAAUAAAUAAUAAAAAUUAGGGCGGAAAUCAGUUAAAUUGAAACCAGGAAAUCAAUAGAGAAAAAUCAGUAAAACCAAAAACUGAUUCUUUGAAAUUAUCUAUAAAAUUGGCAAAGCUCUAGCCAGGUUAACUAAAAUUUUAAGACACAAAUUACUAAUAUCACCAGCAGUGAAUAAUUGGAACUUGAAAUUAAAAAGCACAGUAACAUUUAUAUGAGCACCAAAACGUGAAAUAGGUAUAAAUAGAAUAAAAUAUGUACAAGAUCUGAUGAAAGAACUCAAAGAACUAAGUAAGUGGAAAGAUACUCCACAUUCACGUAAAGGGAGACUCAGUAUUGAGAUGUCAAUUCUUCCCACCCUGAUCUAUAGAUUCCACAUGAUCACAAUCAAAAUCUCAAUAAGUUAUUUUGUAGAUAUCAACAAACUGAUUAUAAAAUUUAUACAGAGGCAAAAGACCUUCAGAAUGGCCAACACAGUAUUGCAGGAGAAUAAAAUUGGAGGCUACUACCAGAGUUCAAGAAAUACUAUAAAGCUAUAAUAAUCAAGAUAGCAUGGUGCUGGUGAAAGAAUAGACAAAUAUAUCAAAGGAACAGAAUAGCAAGCCCAGAAAUAGACCCAGAGAGUUCACUGGUCUUUGACAGAGGAGAAAAAGCAAUUUUAUGGAGAAAGGAUAGUAUUUUUAACAAAUGGUGCUGGCACAACUGGACAUCCAUGUGCAAAA
This is a messenger RNA of Myotis brandtii (Brandt's bat), 4299 nucleotides long. RefSeq names its product optineurin (gene OPTN). Gene Ontology annotation, cellular component: cytoplasm; nucleus; Golgi apparatus. NCBI's taxonomy places the organism in Eukaryota, Metazoa, Chordata, Mammalia, Chiroptera, Vespertilionidae. The record is from RefSeq and is a predicted model, not a curated record. The transcript has 13 exons. The coding region runs from base 42 to 1766 and encodes 574 amino acids. Gene Ontology annotation, biological process: protein localization to Golgi apparatus; Golgi ribbon formation; regulation of canonical NF-kappaB signal transduction. Gene Ontology annotation, molecular function: K63-linked polyubiquitin modification-dependent protein binding.